Molecule: messenger RNA, 4142 nt
Organism: Pogona vitticeps (central bearded dragon)
Lineage: Eukaryota; Metazoa; Chordata; Lepidosauria; Squamata; Agamidae
Gene: MIER1
Product: MIER1 transcriptional regulator
Biological process (GO): negative regulation of transcription by RNA polymerase II
Cellular component (GO): nucleoplasm
Molecular function (GO): transcription corepressor activity; histone deacetylase binding
Source: RefSeq, a predicted model, not a curated record
GCCUUCUCUCUCGAGCUGCAGUUCUGACGUAACUGUCCCUAUCUGCUAUUGCUGCAAGCUGCCAUUAGUAGGUGAGGGAUGAGCAGGGCUGUGUAGGGCCAAACUAGCCUUCAGCCUUCUGUUGAGUCAGGAAGCCCAGGAGGGUCCACUACAUCAGAGGACCAUGAAUUUGACCCAACGGCUGACAUGCUGGUUCACGAUUUUGAUGAUGAACGAACAUUAGAAGAGGAAGAAAUGAUGGAAGGUGAAACAAACUUCAGUUCUGAAAUAGAAGAUCUUACAAGGGAAGGUGAUAUGCCAAUUCAUGAGCUUCUUAGCCUUUAUGGCUAUGAUGGUACUGUACCACUACCAGAAGAGGAAGAAGAGGAGGAGGAGGAGGAGGAGGGUGAGGGUGAAGAUAAUGAUAACAACAGUGGGUGCAGUGGAGAAAAUAAAGAGGAGGCCAUAAAGGAUUCAUCAGGUCAAGAGGAUGAGACACAGUCCUCUAAUGAUGAUCCAGCACCAUCUGUGGUACAGGAGAUAAUUCGUCCACGGCGCUGUAAAUACUUUGAUGCAAAUAGUGAAAUAGAAGAGGAGUCUGAAGACGACGAAGACUACAUUCCUUCAGAAGACUGGAAAAAGGAAAUUAUGGUGGGCUCCAUGUUUCAAGCUGAAAUUCCAGUGGGUAUAUCUAAAUACAAAGAGAAUGAGAGAGUGUAUGAAAAUGAUGACCAGUUGUUAUGGAACCCAGAUUACUUGACUGAAGAUAAAGUGAUUGACUUCCUUAAUGAAGCUUCUAGACGAACCGGAGAUGAAAGAGGAAUAGAUGCAAUUCCUGAAGGAUCUCAUAUUAAAGACAAUGAACAGGCUUUAUAUGAAUUAGUAAAAUGCAAUUUUGACACAGAAGAAGCACUAAGAAGGUUGAGAUUUAAUGUAAAAGCAGCCCGAGAGGAACUAUCUGUCUGGACAGAAGAAGAAUGUAGGAAUUUUGAACAAGGAUUGAAAGCUUAUGGAAAAGAUUUUCAUUUAAUUCAAGCAAAUAAGGUACGAACAAGAUCUGUUGGAGAAUGUGUGGCAUUUUAUUACAUGUGGAAAAAAUCAGAACGAUAUGACUUCUUUGCUCAGCAGACCCGAUUUGGUAAAAAGAAGUACAACCUGCAUCCUGGCGUAACGGAUUAUAUGGAUCGUCUUCUAGAUGAAAGUGAAAGUGCUGCAUCCAGCCGAGCACCAUCCCCUCCUCCUACAACUUCUAACAGUAGUACUAGCCACUCAGAGAAAGAGGACAGCACAACCAGCAGCAAUAAUCAUAAUGGUGUAUCCACUAAUGGACCAGGAGAAUUGCCAUGUAAAGAAGAAGUGAAAAUUGAAGGAUUGCACAUAAAUGGACCAACAAGUGGUAAAAAAAUUUCUGUUGUGGACUUUGAUACAAAUGGCUAUGAAACUGAAAAUCUUCCCAAUCAUUCUAAAUUUCUUCAUUCAAAUGUGAGGAAUGAAAAUGAUUUUGAAGAAAAAAAUGAAAGACCAAUUAAAAGAAGAAGAGUAAACAGUAAUGAAAAGGAAUCUUCAGGUUCUUCAGAGAUUUUCCAAGAACCAGUUGCCCAUGGAAAGUUUGAAGAACAGGAGACUGUGGAAGACUGAAUAUUUGGAUUUAUUCUUCAAAAUAACUCUUGGUGUCUGAAAUUUUCAGGGUUGAUAGGUUGCCUUUACAGAUUCAAAUCCCUUAAUAUAAUUUAUUGAGAUUUUGAACUACAUGUUUGUUGCUUCCUAAUCCUAACUGAAGAUAUACUUUUUUUCCACCAACCCUGAACUGCAGUUGAAAAGAGAACAUUCUGUUGAAGAAAGUAGUUUCCUGCUCAGCCUGUCAAGGAAAUCAUCUGUUAGAUUUUUUCACAGCAUUAAACUACUGUACAAAAUACCUGUUUCAAAAGAUCAGAUAGCAAAAUACAAAGAAGAAUUGAUAAAAAUGAAAUGUGGCAAUCUUUCUUCAGUCUACAGGAGGAGAGGCAGUGUUGGACAGAUAAAGAAUGCCUGUAAAUCCUGAAAGUUGUAUGAAAGAAUAUUUUUAUAUAAAUAUAUAGAGAGAAAUAUUUAAAAAUAAACCAAGUCAGGUUUGUGUAUGUAAAAUUGUUGACAUCAGUGAUGUCUUUCCAUAUUCUUAUCUGGAUAUAAGAAAUACUUCCUGUAUUUUUCCAGAUUCUUUGUAGCCUUUGAAAGAUUUUUACAAUACAUGAGUCAUGACUGAGCUGUCAUUUCUAAAAAAAAUAAGUGUGUAAUUUUCAUAAUAUGUACAAUAUGGUAAACUUUUACAAGAGUUGACCUGGAGAGUUCGUCAGCUUCAUUUUAUUUUGCUAAACUUUUUAUUAACAAAAUAAUUAUGUUUCAGAAAGCAGUACAGGUUUUAAAUAUUUAACUUUCACAUCCAGUUAUAGAUCUCCAAAUGUUCACAUUUCUAUCUUGGAGCAAACUGUGACAUAAAAUUUUGGACUUUAGCAUGAUGCCUGAAUUGCACAACUGUUCUUGCUUUUAUAAUUAUUUUUAUGAGACAGAACCUUAAAAUCAGCAGAAUGCUUUAAUGUUGCUAACUCUUGUUAGUCAAGGUCAGACAUUAUGUUAUUCAGCAUUUUCUUUUUACAUCUGGGUGAGUGCGGUAGAAUUAAAUGAAUCACAUAAUUCUGGCUGCUUUAAUGAGGAAGAAAUGCACAGUUUGAAUUUGGGGUCUGAUCAAGCAUCCAAGAAAUACGCUUGGAAUCACAUUGCUUGUUGCUUCUUAGGAAGCAGAAGAGGCUUAUUGCUAUAUAUGUAUGAAUAUGCAUGUAUACGAGGUACUGUAAGGGCUGGUAACCUUUAAAAAGUUGCCAGAAAGAAAUCCUUGACGAUGUGAUGGGAAUAACCCCAGCAGUAGCCAUUGUUCCCAUCCACAAAAGGAUUUGGAUUAUGGCCAUGAUGGGGAUUUUCAGCAUCAGUUUAUGAUUGCCAUUUAGAAUGAUCCAUAGGAAGUUUUUUCUCCCCUUACAACGGGCUAUUUGUUAUAGUAUUAUGAACAAUCUGCCUGUGUUGAGGUGUGCUUACAAACUUACAACCACCGUUUCACAUUGGUCUUAUUCCAUAACUUGGCAAUACGUUUAUUGUUUGGUCUUUAAUUAUAAAUGCCAUCAACCUUGAAUUAUUAAUGUAGCUCCCUGCUUUCUUCUGAAAUGUUCUGGAUGAAUUCUCUCAUUUAUCUUAUUUAUUGUCUACAGCUCAGUGUAGUAUAUCUCAGCUUAAUUUGCAGAUCUACAAUGAAUUUUUUCAUCUUGUAAAACUUGACUGCUUUAGGGGAGGUGCCAUGGCUGACAUAUCCCAGUUUUGUUAAUAUGGGAAUCCAAAGGUUUCGUAACCUUGUUUUUAGAAAGUGUUUCAGAGCAAGACAGUGCAAUGCUUUUAGAAAUCUUGUUGCAACUUUGAAGACCUAUUUUUGUUCCUUAUCUAUAUAUUUUGCAAGUUGAAAAUGUUCGCAGAACAGUUCAUAAGAAAGUUUAUAAGUAUAUUGUUCUCAGGCUUGUAAGUAAAAUAUAGCACUGUGUACAUUUUCAGAAAUUUUACUUUGGUCUUUAAUCCAACCAUGAAUUGUAUGCCUAAGAAAUGUCCUGACAUUCCGUAAUCAAUAUGUAAUGCUCAGCUGUUCCUAAGUAUUUAAUUAUAAUGUGCAUUUUGUUUAUGCAGGUGUUUAUACAAUAUUUUAUUCAUGUUCUUUAAAAUGCAGCCACUAUAACUUGAUAAGACAUUGCACUAGUAGUACUAUUUAAAAUUCUAGUAAUAUAGUAACCUGUUCAAGGAACUUUAAUUCAAUUUGGAAAAAUUGAAAACUUUUGCUUCCAAAUUGGAUUGAAAUAACAGUGCAGCUUUGUGUAUAGUAAUUGUAAUGUAUAUUUUUACGCACUAUUGUGUCCUGAUCCAUGAAGUGCAUUGUGAGCAGCCUGAAUCAAACCUUCAGUUCAACAGGUCUAACUGUUGGCUUUAUCAAAGGGUUUAAAGUGUAUUUUGAGAGAAAUCUAAAAAUUUGCAAAUUAGUUUUUAUAAAUUUUUCACAUAGUACUUUUGCACUGUUGGUAAUUCCUGUGUCCCUUCCCUAGCUCCCUGUCUUCAAUUCUGGAAAAGCUUAUUAAAGUAUUUUUUUAAACACA